This is a messenger RNA of Drosophila mojavensis, 824 nucleotides long. RefSeq lists its product as uncharacterized. The record is from RefSeq and is a predicted model, not a curated record. The coding region runs from base 331 to 720 and encodes 129 amino acids. The transcript has a single exon. NCBI's taxonomy places the organism in Eukaryota, Metazoa, Arthropoda, Insecta, Diptera, Drosophilidae.
UUCUUGAAAGAGAUAUUCGUUAGUCCAAGUCCAUCUAUGCUUGGAGGCUCCAGUCUCCUAUCAACUUCCAUUUUGUUUUCCUUCUCUUAUUUCCGAAAACAUCUAAUCAUUUCUAUCAAAACUUUUGGACCUGUAGGAGGCUGUACGAUUAGAUUUUUUAAUAUUUCGAUCUGUUCUAGUAAAUUAUAUACCAAAAAUUCUUUCACAUUAUGAUCUGUAGACUUUAAAACUCCAAAAGCAAUUAAAAAGCAGACAAAUAAACCAAAAAAGAAAAAACUAAAAAAGAAAAACUAAAAAAGAAAACACAAAUAAAAGCUGAGGAAGAGAAGAAUGUGCAAUCGAACACGUUGGGGGCGCAUCGAUCCCAGUGUUCAGAUCGAUCUGGUGCAUGGCCCCACUGAUCGUGUGCUCCAGCUGGACCAUCGAACGUUGCCGGGCUAUGUGGAGCAGCAGCUGCUGUUGAUGGCAUCGCCCUUGCCGUUUCUCAAUUUCCUGAACAAGUUUCGCCUGGACGAGAUUCUGAUUAACCAUCAGCUGAAGGGCGUCUACACAAUGCGCACCGCGGCAACGGUCACCGAGGUGGCAACGCAUGCCUGGCGCAUCAUGACCACGGCUGAUCGUAUGCCGUACAUUCAGCUGGCCCGCAAGGCGGAGCACAUACAGCAGGCGCGCGUCCUCCACUUUUUGGGCAAAGAUUGCCGACGACGCACGAAGCCAUAGCUCCAAUGUUUUUCCAUGUGCCAGCGUAAUACGUUCGAUAUGUUUCUCUCUUGAUAAAAAAAAAAAACAGAACAAACAGAUAAACAGAACAAAUGUAUAAACUG